AUGUCCCUUGAUCUUUUUGUGCUAACAAAGAUGAAAAAUGAAAAGGCUUAUUCGACGUCGCCGGAUUCGCGCCUCGUCCGAUCCCCAAAUCCAUCUCCUCCUCCUCCUCCAUCAAAUCGCCCCGUUUACCCGUUUCCUCCUCUUUCCCCUCGCUGUUCCGCAGGAAUGGCGGUGAUUGGGCUUGCCGUGCGGAGCUCGGCGGCGGCGGCGGCGGCGGCGGCCAAUGUCGGUCACGACGGUCGUGCGAUUACGAUCGAUGGCGAGCGACGCAUUCUCCUCUCGGGCGCCAUUCACUACCCGCGUAGCACUCCUGGUAUGUGGCCCGACUUGUUGCGAAAGGCAAAAGAAGGUGGUCUCGAUGCGGUCGAGACUUACGUAUUCUGGAAUGGCCAUGAGCCUCGUAGACGACAGUAUAAUUUUGAAGGUCGUUUCGACAUCGUAAGGUUUCUAAAGGAAGUCCAAAAUGCUGGAUUAUAUGCUGUUCUUCGCAUCGGCCCUUACGUUUGUGCCGAAUGGAAUUACGGGGGAUUACCAGCUUGGUUACGUGAGAUCCCUGGCGUGCAAUUUAGAACCAAUAAUAAGCCCUUUGAGAAUGAGAUGCAAAAUUUCACCACAUUAAUAGUAGAUAAGAUCAAAAGUGCAAGGCUUUUGGCACCACAAGGAGGCCCCAUCAUUCUCACUCAGAUUGAGAAUGAGUAUGGUAACAUCAUGGGACCAUAUGGUGAUGCUGGGAAAAAGUACAUCAAAUGGUGCGCGAAUUUGGCUGAAUCUCUCGGAGUCGGCGUACCGUGGAUCAUGUGCCAGCAAUCAGAUGCACCGCAACCGAUGACCAACACUUGCAAUGGCUUCUAUUGUGAUGAAUUUACUCCCAACAAUCCAAAGAGCCCCAAAAUGUGGACCGAAAAUUGGACCGGAUGGUUUAAAGCUUGGGACAAGCCAGAUCCUUCAAGGCCUGCUGAGGAUGUCGCUUUCGCCGUCGCGCGUUUCUUCCAAAAGAAUGGAACAUUCCAAAACUACUACAUGUAUCAUGGUGGAACCAAUUUUGCUCGAUCGACCGGUGGCCCUUACAUCACAACUACUUAUGAUUAUGAUGCUCCUCUUGAUGAGUAUGGUAACAUAAGGCAACCUAAGUGGGGGCACUUGAAGGAGCUUCAUGCUGUGUUGAAGUCCAUAGAGAAGCAGCUCACCUAUGGAGAUGUUAAUGAACACUUCCUCGACAACGGAAUCGCGAUCACAAAGUUCACAUUCAAUGGAAAAACCGCGUGCUUCAUAAGUAACCGAAACGAAACAACCGACGCCACCGUCAACUACGAAGGAACGAACUACUUCGUCCCUGCUUGGUCUGUUAGUAUUCUCCCUGACGGUAAGACGGUAGCUUACAACACCGCGAAGAUUACUGCACAAACUUCUAUUAUGGUGAAGAAGCCGAACCAAGCUGAGAACGAGCCCACAGAGCUUAAAUGGUCGUGGAGGCCCGAGUUUUUGCGACCUUAUCUCACAAAUGCUAUAAGUUCAUCGAAAGCGAACGAGCUUUUGGAACAGAUCAUCACCACCUCCGACAAGAGUGACUACUUGUGGUACAUGACAUCUGUGGAUCAUCCUAAAAGCGAAGAGGUGACUCUUUAUGUCAACACAACAGGCCAUAUUUUGUAUGCCUUUGUCAAUGGCAACCUUGUAGGAGCGCAAUAUUCGCCCAACGGUCCCUUCGGAUUCGAGUUUCAACGGUCGGUUACGCUCCAACCGGGGACUAAUCACAUUUCUUUGCUAAGUGCAACUGUUGGCCUAAAGAACUAUGGUUACGAAUAUGAGCUAAUGCCUGCUGGCAUAGUUGGUGGACCAGUUAAGUUGAUUGGAAAGGAUUCCACAGUGGAUUUAUCAAAAAAUACAUGGUCAUACCAGAUUGGGCUUGAUGGAGAGGGUCGAAAGGUUUACCUGAACCCUAAUCUUAAGUGGUUUGGUGGCAUGAUCCCCACAAAGAGACCCUUCACUUGGUACAAGACAACAUUCCAAGCACCACUGAGCACAGAGCCUGUUGUGCUGGACUUGCUCGGAUUGGGGAAAGGGGAGGCUUGGGUUAAUGGCAACAGCAUUGGCCGUUUCUGGCCCAACUACACAGCUUCUGCUGACGGCUGCGUCAGCAGCUGCAACUACCGAGGCGCCUUCCAAAGCAACAAGUGCCAGAGCGGCUGCGGGCAGCCUGCCCAGAGAUGGUACCACGUUCCGCGCUCCUUCCUCACCGAAGGCGAGCCCAACACCUUGGUGUUGUUCGAGGAGGCCGGCGGCGACCCGAGCCAAGUCAACUUCCAGACGGUGACGGUCGGGACGGUGUGCGCGACCGCCGACCAGGGCAGCACCCUCAGCCUGUCGUGCCAAGGCGGCUACAUCUCUAACAUCGAGGUCGCCGGCGUCGGCGAACUCAGCGGCACCUGCGGCUCGCUCGAGGCGGUCGGUUGCGUCUCCGACGCAGCCUACUCCGCUUUAUCGCAGGCAUGUAUCGGAAACGAGUCGUGCGCGAUCGAAGUCACCGGCGAUUUGCUCGGCGAGUGCAAGGGGAUCGGUGGCAGCGGCACGAUGAAGCUCACUGUUCAAGCUACAUGCUGA
This is a messenger RNA of Ananas comosus (pineapple), 2601 nucleotides long. Its product is annotated as beta-galactosidase 13. The coding region runs from base 1 to 2601 and encodes 866 amino acids. The transcript has 21 exons. Gene Ontology annotation, biological process: carbohydrate metabolic process. Gene Ontology annotation, molecular function: carbohydrate binding; beta-galactosidase activity. Gene Ontology annotation, cellular component: cell wall; vacuole. The record is from RefSeq and is a predicted model, not a curated record. Lineage: Eukaryota; Viridiplantae; Streptophyta; Magnoliopsida; Poales; Bromeliaceae.